AUGAGUUUGAAUACUUACCAAUUUGAUCAAGUUAGAGUGAGGAAUAAGCUUGCUCGUAUGGUCAUCCUACAUGAAUAUCCCCUUUCAAUGGUUGACCAUAUUGGGUUUAAAGAAUUUGUGGCUGAUCUUCAACCUAUGUUUAAACUUGUCACAAGAAAUACUUUGAAGAGUGACACUCUUAAAAUCUAUGAUAAUAAGAGGGAGAAAGCUUUGAAGAUGACAGACAAGAAUGGAAGUAGGAUGACAAUUACAACUGAUAUGUGGACUUCAAGUAACAAAAAGAGAGGGUUUAUGGUCAUUGCCGCUCAUUUUAUUGAUCAUACUUGGACGUUGCAAAGCCAGGUUUUAAGGUUUGUUUACGUUCCUUCUCCACACACGAAAGAUGUCCUUACUGAAGUCCUUGUUGAUUGUUUUUUAGAGUGGAAUAUUGAUAAGAAGUUGUCCACAAUAACUGUUGAUAAUUAUGGGUUGUCUCUUAUUGGUGAUGGUAUUGAAAGGAUUCGUGAUAGUGUGAUUUAUUGGACUGGAUCACCAAAAAGGAGGCAGAAAUUUGAAGAAAAUGCACGUCAAUUGUGUGUUCAAUGCACCAAAGAGUUAGUCUUAAAUUGUAAAACUCGUUGGAAUUCAACUUACUUAAUGCUUUCUAUUGCAUUGAUUUAUAAAGAUGUUUUCUCACGUUUGGCUAAACGUGAAACAUCUUAUACUUGUUUACCAUAUGAUUAUGAUUGGGAAUUAGCCAAAGAUAUUUGUGGGAGGUUGGAGUUGUUUCAUAGUGCGACUGAGUUUUUCUCUGGUCAUAAGUACCCCACAACUAAUAUGUAUUUUACUUUGGCUAAUGUUAGUGUUGUUAUGGCUAUUGUUGCUAUCUUAGAUCCAAGAUAUAAGAUGAAGUUAUUAGAGUUUUAUUAUCCUAACAUUUAUGGUGAUAAUUAUGAUUUGGAGAUUGAAAAAAUUAAGAAUGUUUGUUAUGAUUUGCUUGAUGAGUAUGGAGAUAUAGAUGAGUCCCCUGUAGAUAAUGAAGGAAGUUCUCAUAUUCCUGCAAGUACUUCAAGCCUUGUGGCACAAAUGAAGUUUAGGUUGAGUGGGGCAAUGUCAUCUUUUGAUUUGUUUGUGAACAAUAGUUCAAGUAGUUCAAAGAAACAUGGGAGUGCUAGAAUGGAGUUUAAUCAUUUCAUUGAUGAGGGAGUGUUAAAGAGGAGUGAAGAUUUUGAUAUUUUGGAAUGGUGGAAAAGUAAUGGUCUCAAGUAUCCUACUUUACAAAGGAUUGCAAGAGAUAUUUUAGCCAUUCCUAUCACAACUGUUGCUUUAGAAUUUGCUUUUAGCACUAGUGGGAGACUUUUAAGUCCACACCAUAGUAGGCUACAUCCCAAGACUAUAGAGGCAAUGAUGUGUGCUCAAAAUUGGUUAUGGAGUGAAAUCAACAGUUCUUUAACUAUGUCUGGAGAUUGUACACUUCAAUCAAUUCUUAAUGAUGGGGAGCCAAAUGAAAAGGAUGGGAGUUGUGUCACAAUUGUGGAUGAUUAG
Molecule: messenger RNA, 1524 nt
Organism: Quercus lobata
Lineage: Eukaryota; Viridiplantae; Streptophyta; Magnoliopsida; Fagales; Fagaceae
Product: zinc finger BED domain-containing protein RICESLEEPER 2-like
Exons: 5
Coding region: 1-1524 (507 amino acids)
Molecular function (GO): DNA binding; protein dimerization activity
Source: RefSeq, a predicted model, not a curated record